Molecule: messenger RNA, 917 nt
Organism: Erythranthe guttata (spotted monkey flower)
Lineage: Eukaryota; Viridiplantae; Streptophyta; Magnoliopsida; Lamiales; Phrymaceae
Product: leucine-rich repeat protein 2
Source: RefSeq, a predicted model, not a curated record
AUUCCCACCUUCUCUCUCCUCUUUCUCUCUCUAAGAUGGCUUUUCAUUCUCUCCUCUCUCUCUUCUUCCCCAUUUUUUUCUCUUUCUUUUCUGCAGUACUCUCCACUAAUUCUGAAGGAAAUGCGCUACAUGCUUUGAGAACCAGGUUUUCAGACCCGAUAAAUGUUCUACAGAGCUGGGAUCCAACUCUUGUAAACCCUUGUACCUGGUUUCAUGUUACCUGUGAUUCUAAUAACCAUGUUGUCCGCUUGGACUUGGGAAAUUCCAACAUUUCUGGUACUUUGGGUCCGGAGCUAGGUGAAUUAAAGCACCUUCAGUAUUUGGAACUUUACAAAAACAACAUUGGAGGGAGAAUCCCGAAGGAGUUGGGCAAUUUGGCAAAACUUGUUAGCAUGGAUCUGUAUGGAAAUAAAUUCAAUGGGAAUAUACCAAAGUCUUUUGCUAAUUUGAAGUCCCUUAGAUUUCUACGGCUAAAUGAUAACAAGCUGACUGGAUCGAUUCCAAGGGAGCUCACCACUCUAUCGAACCUCAAAGUUUUUGAUGUCUCUAACAACCAUCUUUGUGGAACAAUACCGGUCGACGGCCCGUUUGGAUCUUUUCCUAUGGAGAGUUAUGAGAACAACAAGCUAAAUGGACCAGAACUGAAAGGGUUGGUGCCCUAUGACUUUGGAUGCUAAGGAUGUAUGUCUACACAUUACUUGCACAAGAAAGAAUAUAUAUAUAAUUAUAUAUAUAUAGGAUAAAACAAAUGUGUUUUCAUUUAAUGUUUUUUCUUUUCUUUUUAAACCCUUGUUUUACCUAUUAUUAAUUAUGUGACAGCCAUUAUAGCUCAAAAUCAAAUGCCAUUGUAUCAUGCAGCAUAAAAUUGAGUAGGUGGUAAUUUUAAGCUAAUUAAAUUAAGGACUGAUUUACAAAUA